GGAGCCCGAGAACAGGGAGGCGCCUUUCCUGGGCCCCGCUCGGUCGGGCUACCAUGGCGUUUGGAAAGAGUCACCGGGAUCCGUUUGCGACCUCCGUGGGCCACCUUAUAGGAGCCAGUGACUGACUGUUCUGCCAGCCCCAGCUCCCUUCUCCCUCCUCUCCCUGAUGCCUCCGUUGGGAAGCAGGUGUGGCAUUGGUGCCUAUGAUGCCAAGCAAAACAUGAUGCUCUCAAGGAACUUAGUGAGAAAAGGCUACGUUUGCGGGCGUGCAGACUGAAGACUGGGGCCAGUUCUUGCACAUUUGUGACAUAAUCAACACCGCCAGCGAUGGGCCAAAGGAUGCCGUAAAAGCUUUGAAGAAAAGGAUUUCCAAAAACUACAAUCAUAAAGAAAUCGAACUUACUUUGUCGCUUAUUGACAUGUGCAUGCAGAACUGUGGUCCAAGUUUCCAAUCUCUGAUUGUGAAGAAGGAGUUUGUUAAAGAUAGCCUAGUUAAACUGCUGCAACCCAGAUACACCUUGCCACUAAACAUUCAGAAUAGAAUUUUGAAUUUCAUUAAGACUUGGUCUCAGGGUUUCCCAGGAGGUGUGGAUGUAAGUGAGGUGAAGGACGUGUACCUUGACCUGCUUAAGAAAGGUGUUCACUUUCCUCCCUCAGAGGCAGAGGCGGACGCAGCAGAACAAGAGACUGCUCAAGUCUCAUCAAAUCCACCCACAUCUGUUCCUACUGCACCAGCUCUUUCUUCCGUAAUUGCUCCCAAGAAUUCGACUAUUACAUUGGUCCCAGAACAGAUUGGCAAGUUGCACAGUGAGCUGGACAUGGUGAAGAUGAAUGUGAAAGUGAUGUCCGCCAUCCUGAUGGAGAAUAUUCCAGGCUCUGAGAACCCUGAAGACAUGGAGCUUCUGCAGAAACUUUACAAGACGGGUCGGGAGAUGCAGGAGCGAAUCAUGGACCUGCUCGUGGUGGUGGAGAAUGAAGACGUAACUAUUGAGCUCAUUCAAGUGAAUGAGGAUCUGAAUAAUGCCAUCCUUGGCUAUGAGAGGUUUACUCGAAACCAACAAAGGAUUUUGGAGCAAAAUAAUCAGAGAGAAGACACCAAUGCCGCAACGGAACCUUCUGCCCCAUCCUGUGAUCUUCUUGACCUAAGUCCCAGCACUCCGAAUCAUAGGGCUACUCUGGAAGAGGUCAAUGCCAUGAAUGCUCAGCUUUCACACUUAAGUUUCAGCUCUCCAACUCCUGUGAUAAUGAACAGCUUGCAGCCCAGUCCUCGCCCACAAAUGGAUCUGCUAGCCUUGGAAAACACAGACACAGCCAUGUUUGCCCAAAGGACCAGCCAAAACCCCGACUCAAGUCACACAUACGAGAGUCUUCCAGUAUAUCAAAAUUCAGAGUUACUACAGCCGGUGAGUCUACACACCAUUUCAGCCACACCGUCAAACCAGACACUGCCAGCCUUGCCUGCCAACCACCCAGAGCUAUUUAUGAAGAAAUUGAUGUUCAUCACCGCAAAGGCACUCAAAAUCAUAGUGACUGUUAAGGUGAAAAGGAAGGACCAGCUCACUAGCUGCAUUAGGGGUAACAACUCCCCAAGAGGUAAACUGUCCAGCUGUGAGGCCCAGAAGACAAGAUCUACCAACACUUUAAAACCAGGGUGGAACACUUCUCCUUGGCAACAGUGAAAUUUAAAUAGAAGAGUAACAGUUCAAGUUUUAUCUCAAAAAAACUUGCUUUUAACAUUUUUCACUUAAAACCCCAACAGAAGAAAAAAUUCAUUGUACUGGGGCCAAUCAGGUUAAUUGGAGCAUCUUAUGUUUCUCAGGCGUUCCUACAUUUAGAAAUCGUCACAUGGCUGUGAUGAGAAUAGAUGGAUAUUAUUUUGUUACAAAAUAAUUCUGAAUUCAUGUAAGCACAAAAUGUAAGAAACUAAAUAUAGUAUUCAGGAGAAUAGUGAGUGCCUUCAUUUAACUAAAGCCGAAUAUGUGCACUUUUUUAUAAAUAAUAUUCUUGUUUAGAAUUAUGAAUUGUAAAAACCUUAAUAUUGUAGUUCCUAUUUCAUGUAUCCUGAAGAGGUCACAGGAUGCUACAUCAAGUUGCCUUUAAAUACAAUUCUUUAUAAUACUAAA
This is a messenger RNA of Myotis myotis, 2123 nucleotides long. It is a transcript of the gene TOM1L1, whose product is annotated as target of myb1 like 1 membrane trafficking protein. Gene Ontology annotation, biological process: signal transduction. The coding region runs from base 420 to 1679 and encodes 419 amino acids. The record is from RefSeq and is a predicted model, not a curated record. The transcript is spliced from 16 exons. Gene Ontology annotation, cellular component: membrane; endosome. Gene Ontology annotation, molecular function: clathrin binding; ubiquitin binding; phosphatidylinositol binding. Lineage: Eukaryota; Metazoa; Chordata; Mammalia; Chiroptera; Vespertilionidae.